Messenger RNA from Anopheles cruzii, 686 nucleotides. Its product is annotated as zinc finger protein 706-like. Bases 114 to 347 code for a protein of 77 amino acids. The record is from RefSeq and is a predicted model, not a curated record. The transcript has 2 exons. Lineage: Eukaryota; Metazoa; Arthropoda; Insecta; Diptera; Culicidae.
AACUCAGCCAUCGGGAAAAACCUUGUCUUGUGCAUGCGAGAAAAACACACGUCGUCUCCUUGUUUAUUCCCCUUGAAAACUAGUGUUCAUCCCGGCCUCUCUAAAAAAUAACUAUGGCUCGAGGCCACCAGAAAAUUCAGUCGCAACAGAAGGCGCAAGAGAAACAGGCCAAAAUGAAGAAACAGCAGGGCCACGGGCUGAGCGACCAGAUGAAGGCCGCCCAGAAGGCGCUCGUGUUUUCCUGCGCCGUUUGUAAAUCGCAGAUGCCCGACCCAAAAACGUACAAACAGCACUUUGAAAACAAACAUCCCAAAAAUGACCUACCGGAGGAGCUGAAGGACGUAUAAAAGAAACCUUGGUCAGCCAACCAACAGACAGACCAGUCGUUCCUCCAAUGUACGGUGCCGUAGGCGGCAAUGAAGCGGCGCCGUCUCGAUUUUUCUUUUCCCCAAGUUCUCAGUGACCGCACACAGGCCGUUGUGUUCGCCAAUCAAUCCACGUGCUUUCUGGAAACAGAAAAAAGUAGACAAUUUACCGCACGCUCCCCACGAGCAUAAUGCAUCCAGUGUACUGAUAAGUGGCGCGCGCAACUGAUUUGUUCCGAUUCCUCUCGGAGUCAUGCUACCAAUUUUUAAUCCAAUUUCAACCACUCUUUGAUAAUCGUAUGAUAAAUGAAUAAACUAAUA